Messenger RNA from Gastrolobium bilobum, 1494 nucleotides. RefSeq names its product BTB/POZ domain and ankyrin repeat-containing protein NPR1-like. The transcript has 4 exons. Gene Ontology annotation, cellular component: nucleus. Bases 16 to 1446 code for a protein of 476 amino acids. The record is from RefSeq and is a predicted model, not a curated record. Gene Ontology annotation, biological process: regulation of salicylic acid mediated signaling pathway; regulation of jasmonic acid mediated signaling pathway; systemic acquired resistance, salicylic acid mediated signaling pathway. NCBI's taxonomy places the organism in Eukaryota, Viridiplantae, Streptophyta, Magnoliopsida, Fabales, Fabaceae. Gene Ontology annotation, molecular function: protein binding.
AAACCAAGGUAUCUCAUGUCACAUUUGGUGCCUUAUGGAACAGUUGGAUCUGAAGCUUUCCUCGUUUUCUUGCAUUAUUCGUAUACCGGAAAGCAAAAGCCUUCACCACCAGAAGUUACAACAUGUGUUGAUGAAGCAUGUAGCCAUGAUGCUUGCCGACCUGCUAUCAAUUAUACUCUGGAACUAAUGUAUGCUUCUGCCACUUUUCAGAUGAAAGAGCUGGUUUCGCUUGUCCAGCGGCGUCUCCUAAAUUUUGUUGAGAAGGCUCUUGUGGAAGAUGUUAUUCCUAUUCUUAUGGCUUCCUUUCACUGCCAACUAAGCCAGCUUCGCUCUCAAUGCAUUCAAAGAGUAGCAAGGUCUGACCUUGACAGCAUAUCUUUGGAUAGAGAACUCCCUCAUGAAAUUGUGACUGAAAUCAAGUCACUCCAAGUCCAAUCUAAGCCAGAAUCCACACCUGAUGCAAUGAAAGUAGAACCUUCAAAUGUUGAGAGUAUCAGGAAAAUCCAUAAAGCAUUGGACUCUGAUAAUGUUGAGCUACUGAAGCUUCUUUUAAAUGAGUCUAGUGUCACUCUAGAUGAUGCCUAUGCUUUACACUAUGCCUGUGCCUAUAGUGAUUCUAAGGUUGUUCAAGAGGUUCUUACUCUAGGCUUGGCUGAUGUUAACCUUAGAAAUCCCCGAGGAUACACGGUUCUUCGUGUGGCUGCAAGACGAAAGGAUCUAUCCAUUUUGGUAGCAUUACUGAAAAAAGGGUCAUGUGUAUCAGAUACCACCCCAGAUGGACAAAAUGCCCUUUCAAUUUGUCAGAGGUUGACAAGACGGAAGGAUUAUCAUGAGAAAAUAGUGCAGGGGAAGGAAUCUUGUGUUGAUGUCCUGGAGAGAGAGAUGAGAACAAAUUCUAUGUCUCUGAAUAUGUCUGUUUCGUCACAGUUAACUACUGAUGAUUUGCGCACGAGACUGGAAAUCUAUGAACUUAGAGUUGAAGCUGCCAAGGUAUUGUUUCCUGCUGAGGCUAGGGUAGCCAUUGAGAAAGCUGAGGCAGAUUCAACAUCACUGUAUGUAAGCUCAUCAGCUUUGAAGGGCCCAAGUGGCAUUCGACAAGAAGAAGACCUAAAUGAAACUCCCUCUGUUUAUAUCAGAAUACUACAGUUAAGAUUGCAUGCCUUUGUAACAACAGUUGAGUAUGGUUGGCGCUUGUUUCCCCAUUGUUCUGAGGUGCUUGAUAAGUUUCUGGACUGCGAGAUGCCUGAUGUUUACUUCCUAGAGAAGGGCACUGAAGAAGAGCAGAGAAUCAAGAAAGCACGCUUCCUGGAACUUAAAGAUGAUGUGCAGAAGGCAUUUAACAAGGAUAUGGCUGAAAAUAACCAUUCAGGUUUUUUAUCUUCAGUGUCUUCCUCAUCAUCCUCAUCUCGUAGGGAUGGUCUUAGCCAUAAAGUGAGGAAAAAAUGAAGUCCAUGUUCUUCUAUAAGUGGUUGCUAAAAGUUUUGGCUUUUUCAA